This is a messenger RNA of Lytechinus variegatus (green sea urchin), 3036 nucleotides long. RefSeq names its product SAC3 domain-containing protein 1-like. The record is from RefSeq and is a predicted model, not a curated record. The transcript has 10 exons. Gene Ontology annotation, cellular component: spindle; centrosome; nucleus. Gene Ontology annotation, biological process: centrosome duplication; spindle assembly. Lineage: Eukaryota; Metazoa; Echinodermata; Echinoidea; Temnopleuroida; Toxopneustidae. Bases 181 to 1422 code for a protein of 413 amino acids.
UUUAUGCCCUAUCCCAUUAUUAAUGUACAUAUUGAAAUUAUAGUUAAAAUGAUUAACACUUUUUGAUCGAUUAUUUUAUUAAUACAAAGUCAGUUGUUCUGAAAAGGGAAGGUAGAUGAAGGCAUAGCUCUCUAACCCUUGACCUCAGCCCCAUAUGUCGCACUUGAUGUUAGCAAAUCAAUGUCGGAACGAACGUGUUGUGUCGUACAUGUAUACCGUAGACGUAGUGAGAUGCCAAGUUCGAAGACCAGCUAUGCCCUAUCAAGCUUGGCCUACAUCAUGUCAUACCAUCCUAAAAGCUUAUUUCAAAGGCUGAGGGAAAGUCUUGAGAGGAACAGACUGCAGAACCCUUAUGGAGAGGCCGAGCAUGCAAUAGCUGGAGAAUGUCAAGAAAUGUGCCCCAAAAGGGAACAGAAAGAACGUGAAAAUCAGAGAAGGCUUCAUACAUUGGAGAUGGUUGAAGGAACCGAGAGAGAAAGAAGGCCAAAGGUUGAUUGUUCUCUUGCCAUCAAAGAAUACUCAAGACCAGCAGCAGGCAAAGAGCAGGCCAAUCCUUGUGACCUACGACCACCAGAGGUUCUUAUGAAGGUUGUCAAUCACAUUGUACAAAACAUUCUUACCCGUACUGACCUGCCUUGGUUCAAGAUCUAUAACUUUGCCUUUGAUCGCCUUAGGGCAGUUAGGCAGGACCUUGUCAUUCAGAGAGCUUCUGGUUCAGAAUGUGUUAUGAUUCUUGAACAGUGUGCAAGAUUCCACAUAUACUCUGCUUACAGGUUGUGUUCUGCGCCUCUCUCAGAGUUUGAUCCCAAAAUCAAUUCUGAUCACACCAGCGAAUGCCUCAAGAGACUUCUAUUUAUCUACCAACUACAACGUCAGGAUGAAAAUAUUGAACAAGAUAAAACUAAGCAAGAUGCCCAAAUCCAAAUGGAGUCUUGUCAUGUCUUAUUUAAUUUAGGUUCAUUUGAUACAUUGUUUCAUAUCUUGUCAUUGCCAAAAGAAAUUAGGCUCAGCCCAAGAUUAGUUAAUGCAGUAGCUCUCGCAAAAGCCUUCCUAGAAGGGAACUAUAUCCGUGUGAAAAAGUUAGCGGUUAGAUUAAGUGCAAUAGAAUUAUGCUGUCUACAUACACAUCUGCAACAAAUGAGGAGUCAAGCUUUGACAACCAUGAAUGCUGCCUUCAGCAGUCGUAACCUACUCUUCCCUAUGCAAGUUCUGACUAAUUGGCUCAUGUUUGACGAGGUGGAGGAGGCACAAGAUUUUUGUCAUCAUUAUGGUCUCACCUUGAAGGACGGAAAAGUGGUAUUUUCCAAAAGUUGCUCCUUGCAGGACUACAAACUUCCUCCAAAACGCUCCUGGUGCACUUACAUCGAUUGCCAGCUUGAAGUCCUAACCAUCCCAGAUAUUAUUCAAGGAGCAGUGAGGUAACAUUAAUGAUGCAUCUGAUUGUCAAAGUACUUUAAUGUCAAAGGAUCAUCUCAGCAUCAUGGUCAUUAUUGUUCUUAUGUCAUGCAGUAUCAAUGCAGUUCAGAGAAUACAAAUCUAUACAGUACUUCAAACUUGUUUACCCUUUGACAGUUCAUUUGUCUACUGUCCAUAUGAAAGGGAACUUGAGAAUUUGAGUAUUACUUUUAAAUGCAUGAUAUACUGCAGUGAUGGAGAUUUUGUGAACAGUAGGAGGGUUGAAACAUAUCAAGACAUUAUGAAUUCUGCCUGCAUCAAAAUCUACCAAGAGACCUCACUGCGAAUGAAUUCUCAUGGGUACUUGUCAUAAAUGAAUGUUGUCAUUAAAACGGGAAAUAAGUACAUGUGACCGUCCAGCAUUGAAGAUCUGCAAAAGUUUGUUUCCUAGACGGGUGGGCAAAUACAAAAUCUAUCCAAUAUAUUUCAUACAAAAUAAUGUUAAUCAUUACAAAUUGAGAUGGGGGAAUGUCCCCCCCUGAUUACCGCCUUUACUAUAGAGUCUAGAGAGGUAGCUUUAAUCACUUAUAGACUGUUUAUAGAUAGGAAGGGAAUGUUCAAUUUUAUUUUCACCUUCAGAUCUUUUUUUUUCUUUAAGACCUGUUCUGAUGGGUUAACCCUAUUGUGAGCAAUCAUGUUCUCUAAAGAAAAAAACACUACUUGAAUGAAAUCUUGACGAUUAAUUAAUACUUAUAUCAUGCCUUGGUUUUAAGUGCGUGUAACUGGUUCAGUGUUUAUCCUUUAGAUGCAAUUGUCAACCAGAGUAAUUAAUUUUCAGUUCAUAGACAUUCAAGAAAAAACGAGCAGCAAUUAUUUUUUUUUUAUAUACAAAUACUUGUAAUCAAUCAAGCAGAUAAUACAUUUAUUUUUGAGGUAUUAGAAAGUUAAGUACAAUAUAAUGAUUCAGUUAUGUACACAUUUCCAAAUCAGUAACUUUUGCUUUUGAAUAUUAUAGUACAAUGGCCUCUCUGAUGAUAAAUUGUACACAUGUGAUCUAAUCAAGAGAGGCAGUUGCAAAUAUGAUGGUAUAAACAUAAAGUUGAAAUCAUUUUCAAAACGGUAAAUUUCUGUUUGUUUGGUGUUUUCUUCAUAGGGAGGUCAUAAUUAAGUUAUGCCUUUGAGAUCAAGACAUUUUUUUUAGAUUUUUCUUUUGGCUUGAUGUUGCCAUCAUAAAAUGAUGAAAAAUGGCCCAUGACUGCCACAUAAUAAACCAUGAUUACAUAAUGUGACAAUAGUAAUUACUGGUAGAUGGAAUGGGCAGUCAACCCAAACCAAAUAUAACCAGGGGCCGAAGCCACUUGCUCCUGGGACUGAAACAUGUUUUCCCCCUUCACAGCCCGUAUGGACACAAGCUUGGGUUGUCAUCCCCAAAGGGACCCUGGCCAGCAAGGAGCCAAGCUAGACAAGCUAGUAACCUUGACUUCUAACCUCCCCUCCCAAAGUUUGCUGCAUAAACCAGAUUACAUACAAUAUUUAGUUCUCCCAAGUUUUUGAAAUAGCCAGACAUCCAUAAAAUAUCAUGUUAUAUGAUUAUUUGAAGAAAUAAUUUUUCUGUGAAAUUAUUAAAAUACUUGUAAAUGA